This is a messenger RNA of Cyprinus carpio (common carp), 699 nucleotides long. RefSeq lists its product as uncharacterized. Gene Ontology annotation, biological process: immunoglobulin production; immune response. The transcript is spliced from 3 exons. The record is from RefSeq and is a predicted model, not a curated record. The coding region runs from base 1 to 699 and encodes 232 amino acids. Lineage: Eukaryota; Metazoa; Chordata; Actinopteri; Cypriniformes; Cyprinidae.
AUGAGCGCAGGCUGGCUGCCCGUGUGGCCCUCACAGCUCACUGAGACAGCUCUCCAUCCACUCCCUGCUCAGAGAGAGUCCGAGGCUGCUGCUCCAGCUGUACAGACUGUCGCUUCUCCAGGAGCCCAGCGCUGCUCUCCUGGGAGCCUGCUGCUCCCUGUCCACCUUCCAAGCUCAGGGCUCCAGUCUGACAGGGAAGCCCUUGCCAGCCACACACAUUCAGUGUCGCUGUCUUCUUUGGAGGAGAUCUCUGCACUGGAGGGCGGCAGGGGCCCGGCUCACUUUGGGGCCAAAUCUGAACCAACAGCAACCAUGAACUUCAUCACCAUCUUCAUCUGGAUCUUCACUAGCUACUGUUUCACAGAAUCAGCAGCUGAAGUGACAGUCACUCAGACGCCUGCAGUGAAACCUGUUCAACCAGGAGACACAGUUACUAUGUCCUGUAAAACCAGUCCUGAAGUUUACCAGGGUUACAGUUAUCAUCCACCAACCUGGUACUUACAGAAACCUGGAGAAGAACCUAAACUCCUGAUUUAUGCUGCAGACAAUCAUGUGUCAGGAACUCCAUCUACAUUCAGUGGCAGUGGAUCUAACAGUGAUUUCACUCUGACCAUCAGUGGAGUCCAGACUGAAGAUGCUGGACAUUAUUACUGUCAGAGUUACCAUGAAAUCAACAGUGAUGAUGUGUUCACACAGUGA